UGUUUUGAGAUUUCUCUCCUCACUCAUCAAACCUGUUGAGACUAUCAAGACAUAUCAACCUAUAAACUGAGGGAAGCUAAACUAGAUUUCAAAUUAAAACUCAAGAUGAGUGACUGGGGUGCAUCUUCAGACAAGCCAGGCUCUGUGUUUAAUGAUCUCCGUCUGAAGGGCCUCUUUUGCGACGCAGUCAUCAAAGUGGAGGAUGUGGAGUUUCCCAUCCACAAGAUCAUCCUCUGUCAAUCUAGCUUGUACUUCCGAGCUCUCUUCAUACGCUGGUCCCCACCAGACAUGAAGAUCUUUAGCAUCCGAGGCCUGUCUCCUGACACGAUGGAGAUAAUCAUAGUGUUCGCAUACACCGGCUCUCUCUCUGUGACCGAGGACAACGUGCAGAAGCUGCUGCUAGCAGCCGAUCAGCUCAACAUAAAGGACAUGGUGCGCGCCUGCUGCGACUUCCUGGUGGAGCAACUCAGCCCAGAGAACUGCAUCGGCAUCUGGCAGUUCACCAACAUCUGCCCCUGCUUUGAGCUGCAGAGCAAAGCCUACCAGUUAAUCCUUGAUCACUUUGAGGAAGUUGUUUCCAGUGAAGAGUUUCAGGAUCUCACUGUGCGGGAACUAACUGACAUUAUCGAAAGAGACAACCUCAAUGUAAGCAGGGAGAGUAACGUGUGCAAGGCCAUCUUUCACUGGAUCGCUCACAGACCUGAAGAAAGACAAGGACACCUGCUCCUACUCUUGUCCAAGAUCCGGCUGGCCUUGAUGACUCAGGAUCAGUUGAGGACAACUGUGAUGUCCAAUGAGCUGGUCAGGAGCAAGGCAGAGUGCUUUCAAAUGGUGAAAGAGAUCAUGGACAACAAAGACCGCCUCACCUCGCCUGCACUGUACAUGCGUGACUCUGUCGCUCGUCCUCGCGUGCCUAACGCCAUCCUCUUGGCCAUCGGAGGCUGGAGCGGACCUGAUCCAACUAACAGCAUUGAGGCAUAUGACAUCCGCGCUAACCUGUGGAUCAACCUGACAAUCAAUGAGGAGCGCCCUUGUGCCUAUCACGACACUGCCUUCCUUGACGGGUAUGUCUACUGUGUCGGUGGCUUUGACGGUACGGUGCAUUUCAACACUGUUCGCAGGCUUGAUCUGAGCACGCACACCUGGCAGGAAGUGGCACCCAUGCACUUCCGCCGCUGCUAUGUGUGCAUCGCCGUUCUGAACAGGUGCAUCUAUGCAAUCGGAGGCCAUGAUGGGCAUGUGCGCCUCAGGACUGCGGAGUGCUACAGGCCGGACAACAACCAGUGGACUAUCAUUCCAUCCAUGCAUGAGAUCAGGAGCGACGCCAGCUGCACAACACUCAACAACAAGAUCUACAUUUGUGGAGGUUUCAGUGGGACUCAGUGCCUGGAUACCUGUGAAUAUUACAGCCCAGAAACCAACCAGUGGACUAUGAUCAGCCCAAUGAACAGUCAGCGCACUGGAGUUGGCAUCGUGUCAUAUGCAAACCACAUCUUUGCAGUCGGCGGCUUCAAUGGCAGGAAUCGUCUGCGCAGCGCCGAGGUCUACAAUCCCCUCACCAACGCCUGGCGUGAAUUGUCCUCCAUGUCGACCGGCCGCAGCAACUUCGGCAUCGAAGUGAUCAGUAAUCUGCUCUUUGUUGUGGGUGGCUUCAACGGCCUCACCACCAUCUGUGAUGUCGAGUACUACAACAUAAUGACGGAUGAGUGGUCUGUGGCCUGUAACAUGGAGAUUUUGCGAAGCGCCCUCAGCUGCUGCGUGGUGCACGGACUCCCCAACAUGGCCGAGUACACUUUGUCUCGUUACGCUCGGCCACUCUGAGAAGUGGAGGAAGAAUCCGCCUGACAGUCUGUUUUAUUGUGACUUUUUUUAAAUUGUGUUUUAAUGCAGAUUUAACAUCAGCAUUGAAAAGGUUAAAUACAUUUCACUGAGCAUUAAAACAGCUGCUUCUUUUGAGCUUUC
This is a messenger RNA of Acanthopagrus latus (yellowfin seabream), 1962 nucleotides long. Its product is annotated as kelch-like protein 10. Gene Ontology annotation, molecular function: protein binding. The record is from RefSeq and is a predicted model, not a curated record. NCBI's taxonomy places the organism in Eukaryota, Metazoa, Chordata, Actinopteri, Spariformes, Sparidae. The transcript is spliced from 5 exons. The coding region runs from base 106 to 1821 and encodes 571 amino acids.